CCCCGGGGCUCAGGGCUUUCCGAUGCCCACGGGUGAUGGGAAGGGCGGAGGGGCCCCAGCCUCACGCACUGCUCCUGCUGCAGCGCGGUCCCAGCUCCAGGUCGCAACCCCGCCCACGGGAGAGCCGGGGCAGACACCUGGGGCUCCUCUGCCCCUUAGAGACCAACCUGUGGGGCUCACCUGGCCCUGUUGCCUGCGUCUUGCAUAGCGGCCUUGCUCCGGGCUAGGACGGGGCCCAAGGGGCAUUCCUGGUCCCGGGAAGCUCCCAAACCAGCAGGAGGGGUCCCUUGCGGUGAGGGCCUGGGCAGCUUAGAAAGAGCAGCAGGACUUGAGGUGACUCUCCGGGGCCUGGCCGUGGAACUGGAGUUAUUGCUGCUGGUCCCGGCGGGCGGGGAGCAGGCGGCCGGUCCCGUUUAGUCCUGGGUGGCCCACCUCGGGUGGGGCCCCCUCAGAGUGUCCCCUCUGGGCCUCGGGAGCCUGUGUUGGGCCCUUUGACAAGCUCUGGCUGCAGCUGCCCUCCUGCUCCAGAAGUUGCCCCUUCCCCUCGGGCACAGGUGGGGGCCUGGCCUGCAGAGCCCACCCUUGUUGGCUACGGGGCCUGCCGAGGGGCAGGAGGGGGACGUGGUGGGUGCCUGCAGGCUGCCGCAGUGCCCCGUCCACAGGUGCCCCAGAUCCAGCUAGAGGUGAGCAUGGCCGAGCAGGAGCCCACCGCGGAGCAGCUGGCGCAGAUUGCGGCCGAGAACGAGGAGGACGAGCACUCGGUCAACUACAAGCCCCCGGCCCAGAAGAGCAUCCAGGAGAUCCAGGAGCUGGACAAGGACGACGAGAGCCUGCGCAAGUACAAGGAGGCCCUGCUGGGCCGCGUGGCCGUGUCCGCAGACCCCAACGUUCCCAACGUCGUGGUGACCCGCCUGACCCUGGUGUGCAGCACGGCCCCAGGCCCCUUGGAGCUGGACCUGACAGGUGACCUGGAGAGCUUCAAGAAGCAGUCCUUUGUGCUGAAGGAGGGUGUGGAAUAUCGGAUAAAGAUCUCUUUCCGGGUGAACCGCGAGAUCGUGUCUGGCAUGAAGUACAUCCAACACACAUACCGGAAAGGCGUCAAGAUUGACAAGACUGACUACAUGGUGGGCAGCUAUGGGCCCAGGGCCGAGGAGUAUGAGUUCCUGACGCCCAUGGAGGAGGCGCCCAAGGGCAUGCUGGCGCGCGGCAGCUACAACAUCAAGUCCCGCUUCACAGACGAUGACAAAACUGACCACCUGUCCUGGGAGUGGAACCUCACCAUCAAAAAGGAGUGGAAGGACUGAGCCUGGCCCGGGAGACGGGCAGGGCGGACGACGGAGGGAUGUGCGCACCCCACCCCACCCCACCCCGACCCCAUACCAAAGUGCUGACAGGGCCCCUGCCCAGGCUGCCAGCAUCCCGUCUGCCUCCUGCCCAGCCUCAGCCCCGCCUCCUGGAUAGUCUAGUGUCCCGCUGCUUCCGCCUGUGCUGCGGGUGGGGAGCCGCAGCUCAGGCCCCCUCCCCUCGGGUCCCUCCAGGGUCCCCACCUGUCCUCACCCAACCGGAGGCCAUGGCUUUCCCAAGGGAGUGGGGAGCUCAGGUCCCCUGGGCCUUUUCGGUUGUCUGUCUCCCCUCCGGGGUGAGGGUGGGAUGGGGUGCACGAUGCAGGGCCUUGGGGCCGGCCAUCCUUCCAGCUCCCGCUCCUCCCUGGUCAGUCCAUCCAUUGCUGUCUGUAACCGUCUAACCAUGAUGCCUUAACAUGUGGAACGUGUGCUGUGGGGCCGUCACUAACCUCUAACCCUGUGUCUGCAUGAGCAUGUGGUCUCCCAGUCCUGCCACCCCUUCUGCAGUCCCCGUGGCCGGGAGGCGUGGACACACCGCUGCUCCCCCAGCCAGGGCCUGGCCAGCCCCCCUCUCCUUUCCACCCCCGCCCCAGCCAGGGCUGAGGGGCAGCUCCGGGGCCUGGGGAAAGCCAAAUUGCCAAAACUGAAGUCGCUUCCAGCACCAUCUGAGAGGCCGGUGUCCUCAAGCCUCUUCCUUCUGCCCCAGUGGGCAGCACCAGACCAGAGUCCACGGCCCCAUAGAGCCCUCGGACAAAGCCAGCGGCCGAGCCUGCCUUGUCCCACCUGGGCCCGCCGCCUGGAUGGCAUGCCUGGCCUGUCAGUAUUUAUUGCCUCCGUACGUGCCGUCCUCUGGGCCCGCUGGCCUGCCGCCUCCGCCCCCAGGCUCCAUGCCAUCAUCCCCAGGCCUCCCGGACGCAGCCAGGACCACUGUGGGACCAAGCGUGCAGAGUCGGAGCUCUGUCCCCUAUGCCUCCCUCCUCCCCACCCCCCCCCCCCCCCCCUCCAUCCCAGGGCUUACCCAUGCUUCAGGCCCGGCUGGAACGCGCAGGAGCCUGUCCCUGCUUCUCUUCUGACCGGGAAAUAAACUCCCCAAACUCCCUAAGGAA
Myotis brandtii (Brandt's bat) is the source of this 2449-nucleotide messenger RNA. It is a transcript of the gene ARHGDIA, whose product is annotated as Rho GDP dissociation inhibitor (GDI) alpha. Bases 690 to 1304 code for a protein of 204 amino acids. The transcript is spliced from 4 exons. The record is from RefSeq and is a predicted model, not a curated record. NCBI's taxonomy places the organism in Eukaryota, Metazoa, Chordata, Mammalia, Chiroptera, Vespertilionidae. Gene Ontology annotation, cellular component: cytosol; membrane; cytoplasm. Gene Ontology annotation, molecular function: Rho GDP-dissociation inhibitor activity; protein binding. Gene Ontology annotation, biological process: Rho protein signal transduction.